Molecule: messenger RNA, 3018 nt
Organism: Trachymyrmex cornetzi
Lineage: Eukaryota; Metazoa; Arthropoda; Insecta; Hymenoptera; Formicidae
Exons: 16
Coding region: 16-2991 (991 amino acids)
Biological process (GO): gamma-aminobutyric acid receptor clustering; Mo-molybdopterin cofactor biosynthetic process; postsynaptic neurotransmitter receptor diffusion trapping
Cellular component (GO): dendrite; postsynaptic specialization; cytoplasm
Molecular function (GO): molybdopterin molybdotransferase activity
Source: RefSeq, a predicted model, not a curated record
GAAACAAUAGAGUUGAUGGGUAACGAAUAUGAAAAAAGUAAUGCUGCCGAAAAUAAAGAUAAUUUUGAGGAGUUUUCUAAUAGCAGCAGUGACUCUGAUAGGACUUUGCGUUAUAGCGAACCCGAAGAAGAAAUGGAAAAAAUGCCAGUGAUGACGAAGUUUUAUAACAAACUAGAGAAAAAUGUUAUGAUGUCGGUGGAGCAAGCAAUAGACGUAAUAAAAGCUAUAGUAUGUGAAAACAAAAACUAUAAAGUAAAUAUACAAACUGUGAACACAAUUGACGCUUACAACAGAGUAUUGGCCAUUGAUGUAUUUAGUACGAUAGAGCGUCCGUCUUGUAGAACUUCCGCUAAACAUGGAUACGCAAUGUUGGCCAGCAACGGGGUCAGCGGAAAGGACAUAAGAAAAGUGUUAAAAGCACAUCCCAUGUUCGCAGAGAUUUCGGUUGUACCUGGCACCUGUGUGCGGGUAAGAAAUGGAGAUCCCAUACCAAAUGGAGCAAAUACGGUUGUAACGCCAGAGAAUAUAAAGAUAUUGGAUGAACGCAACGAUAAUGAUAACGAUUAUUUUAAUAUCGACGAUAAGGAAUACGAAAUUGAAGUCUUGGUCGCCCCAAAAGUAAACGAGAAUAUUAGAAGCGCUGGCUACUUGAUAAAGCGUAACGAGUACAUUAUGAAAAGGUUCAAACGUAUCAGAUCAUCGGAACUGGGCAUUUUGACAUUAUGUGGCAUUGAUACAAUUCCAGUCAUCGAAGUUUUAUCUAUAGGUGUACUCACUAUCGGAAGUAGAUUUGAAGAAUCUGAAAACACUUUAACUUUAGGACGCAUCUAUGAAAGCAACAGGAUAAUUUUAACCUCUUUAUUAAAAGAGAACGGUUACAAUCUUACGAACUUUGGAAUUUCAGCUUAUCGAUUGGAUGCCAUAAUCAAAAAAAUUAAAGAUGCUUUGAAUAAAGUCGACGUACUCGUGAUAAUGGGCCCUGUGAACGACAAAGAUAUAUUAAAGGCAAUCUUAAGAGAACAUUUUAGUGCUUAUAUAUAUUUCGGUUGUUUGGACAUGAAACCAGGAAAAUCGACGAUGUUUGCAUCGUGCACGUACAAUUGUAAGAAGAAGUUUUUCCUGUGCAUGUCGACAAACCCAGUAACAGUUCCCAUUGUCGCGUACGUAGUGCUUCUGCCAUUUCUAAACACGUUGCACCGCGAUUGUUCCACGCCCAUCGUUAUGCAGAUUUGCAUAAAAAAUCACGAGCUACAUUUGCGUCCGAAAUUUUCAUGGACGAUCGCUCAAUGGACGGAGGACGAGACGUUUCCAAGGGCUUAUUGCUCAAAAAAUCAACAUCAUAACAUAAUGAAAUAUCAAAAGGCUAAUGCGCUCCUAAGACUACCAAAGUACACAUCGGAGGUACCGAAAUUAGACGCGGCAUUUGUACCAACAGAACCCAUAUGUGGAAUACGAAACAAGAAACUUAUCAUUAAUAUGUGCGGCCCUUUAUGCGAAAAUGCGAUAAUGAGUUUGAUGACAAGUGUUACCUUGAUACUAGAAAUAGUACACUUAAUGAAUAUGCAAGAUGAAGAAAUUUGUAGCAUCAAGAAUGAUGAUACUUUUGAUAAGAUGUUUAAUACUAACAAUAACGAUGAUAAUUCUGAUAAAGUGUUUUUGCAUUCUGCCUCCGAGAAUGAAACGAAAAAUAUAUCAAUACAAAAUCUAUUCAAGAGACAAAAGCAAACAAUUAUGAUGUCGGUAAAAGAUGCAUCACAUACAAUGCGCAAAAUAUUAGACGAUGAGUGUGGAGAUCAUAUAGAAAUCGUGGAGACGAAUAAUGCUUAUGGCAGGAUACUGGCUGAUCAUAUAGAAUCCUCUGAAGACGUGCCAUUUUAUGAUACUUCGACUAAACACGGAUACGCGGUGUUGGUCAGCGACGGAAAGAGUAAAAGAAGAGUACUAAAAGCACAUCUCACGUUCGCAGAUAUUUCGGUUGUACCUGGCACUUGCGUGCGAGUAAGAAGUGGAGAUCCCAUACCCAAUGGAGCAACGGCGGUUGUAACGCUAGCGAAUACAAAGGUAUUGGAAGAAUGUAGCGACAAUGAUGACGAUUAUUUUAAUAUCAACUACAAGGAAUAUGAAAUUGAAGUUUUAGUAGCCCCGAAAAAGAAUGAGAAUAUUAGAAACGCUGGCUAUGAGCUAGAGAAGAGCCAGAUCGUUUUACAGAUGUACAAUCGUAUCGGAUCGGUGGAAUUGGGCAUUUUGAAAUUAUGUGGCAUAAAUUCAGUUCCAGUCAUUAAAAUUCCAUCUGUAGGUCUGCUGUCCAUCGGAGAUAAAUCCGAAGAGCCUGGGUACACUUCAACUUUAAAACGUAUCUACGACUGUAAUAGUAUAACUUUAAUCUCGUUAUUAAAAGAAAACGGUUACAAUCCUGUAGAUUUAGGAAUUUCAGCUUAUCAGUUAAAAGUCAUUAUCAAAAAUAUUAAAUACGCUUUGGACAAAGUAAACGUACUUGUGAUAAUGGGACAUGCAAACGACAAUGAUUUAUUAAAGCCUAUCUUAAGAGAAUAUUUUAACGCUGUUAUACAUUUUGGUCGCGUGGAGAUGAAACCAGGAAAAUCAACAACAUUCGCAACGUGCAUCUUCAAUCACAAAAUGAAAUUUUUCCUAUGCAUGUCGGCAAACCCAGCAACAAUUCCCAUUGUCGCGCAUAUAUUCCUUCUGCCGUUUUUGAACUCGAUGCACUUCGAUUUGAUGGCUUAUGAGCCCAAACCUAACAUACAGACUUGCAUAAUGACAACGCAUGAGCUGCAUCGUCGUCCGAAAUUUUCAUGGACAACCUUACACUGGUCAGAGAAGGAAACGUUUUCAAGGGCUUGCUGUUCAAAAAAACAACAUCAGAACAUAUUGAAAUAUCAAAAAGCUAAUGCGCUUCUAAUGCUACCGCAGUGCACGCCGUAUCAGUCUAAAAUAGACGCGGCAUUCGUACCAGCGAUGUUGCUCGACUGAAAAGUCUCCAAGAUAUUCCUAAACAAC